This is a messenger RNA of Raphanus sativus (radish), 968 nucleotides long. Its product is annotated as syntaxin-51. Gene Ontology annotation, molecular function: SNARE binding; SNAP receptor activity. NCBI's taxonomy places the organism in Eukaryota, Viridiplantae, Streptophyta, Magnoliopsida, Brassicales, Brassicaceae. The record is from RefSeq and is a predicted model, not a curated record. The transcript is spliced from 5 exons. The coding region runs from base 96 to 797 and encodes 233 amino acids. Gene Ontology annotation, cellular component: SNARE complex; membrane; endomembrane system. Gene Ontology annotation, biological process: intracellular protein transport; vesicle fusion.
AAAAGAUCUCUUCUUCCCACAGUUCGAUCUCGUUUUCCUCCGAAUCACGGUGGCUCUGCGAGUACCAAAAGGUGUGAUCUGUGUACUCAGGUGAAAUGGCGUCUUCGUCGGAUUCAUGGAUGAGAGAAUACAACGAAGCUUUAAAACUCGCUGAAGACAUAAACGGAAUGAUCUCAGAAAGGAACAAAUCUUCCUUAACAGGGCCCGAUGCUCAGCGCCGCGCUUCAGCUAUACGAAGAAAGAUCACAAUCUUCGGAACCCGUUUAGAGUCUCUCCAGUCUCUUCUCGCCAAAAUCCAUGGAAAGCCCAUCUCAGAGAAGGAGAUGAACCGACGCAAGGAUAUGAUUGGGAAUUUGAGAUCGCAGGCGAAUCAGAUGGCCAAUGCUUUGAACAUGUCCAACUUUGCUAAUAGAGACAGCUUGCUUGGGUCGUCAGAGAUUAAGGCGGAUGAUACUAUGAGUAGAGUUGCUAGCAUGGAUAACCAAGGGAUUGUUGGGUUUCAGCGACAGGUUAUGAGAGAACAAGAUGAAGGACUUGAGAAGUUGGAGGAAACAGUGAUGAGUACUAAACACAUUGCUUUAGCUGUCAAUGAGGAGCUUGGUUUGCAGACAAGGCUUAUCGAUGACUUAGACUACCAUGUGGAUGUCACUGACUCUCGCUUACGGAGAGUGCAAAAGAACCUUGCUGUCAUGAACAAGAAUAUGAGGAGUGGCUGUUCUUGCAUGUCAAUGCUCUUGUCAGUGCUUGGAAUCGUUGGUCUUGCUGUUGUAAUAUGGCUGCUCGUUAAGUAUUUGUAAUAAUCCCAAACGUCAGAUAAACUUAUAAGUUUCUUAUCUUAGUUAACUUUGCCGGCUCUGUGUGGAAUGGUCUCGGUAUAUCUACUGAUUCCACAUUUGUGCUUUUCGUUUUCUCUUCUGUUGUGAGAACCUUAAAUAAAGUAUAUAUAUAUAUUAUGUGUUCAGUUUUCA